This is a messenger RNA of Schizosaccharomyces osmophilus, 1254 nucleotides long. It is a transcript of the gene cgs1, whose product is annotated as cAMP-dependent protein kinase regulatory subunit Cgs1. Gene Ontology annotation, biological process: regulation of protein phosphorylation. Gene Ontology annotation, cellular component: nucleus; cAMP-dependent protein kinase complex. The coding region runs from base 1 to 1254 and encodes 417 amino acids. Gene Ontology annotation, molecular function: cAMP-dependent protein kinase regulator activity. NCBI's taxonomy places the organism in Eukaryota, Fungi, Ascomycota, Schizosaccharomycetes, Schizosaccharomycetales, Schizosaccharomycetaceae. The transcript has a single exon. The record is from RefSeq and is a predicted model, not a curated record.
AUGGUUUCAAACGCUUCUUUCGACGAGCUUAUAGAGGAGUUGAGAAAUCUUGUAAAUAAGCAGGGUUGUACUGAUCUCCUUCAAGUUUGCUUUGAUUUCUUUGGUAGCAAAUUGAAAAAUGAACGCAGAGAGAUGCUUCAUAUGGAUGAUGCCAUGAGCGAAGCGUUAAGCGAGGAUGCCUCAGAAGAUGACUAUUUAUCAGACCUGCACGAGAUGUCCAGAGGGCCCGAGGCAGUGGGUCCUGAAGUACUUCACACUCCUGAAGCGGGUGGAUUGAAAGAAAUGAACGUUUCUUAUCCUCAAAAUUACAACUUCUUACGAAGACAAUCCGUGUCUGCCGAGUCGAUGAAUCCCAACUCGUUUAUGCAACUGCCUCGUCCACAGGUUCCCUUAAAAAGCCCUGAAGAACUGGAACGUUUGAAGAAAGCAGUAGGUCACAACUUCUUGUUUAAGAAUUUGGACGAGGAACGGUACUUGGAAGUCUUGAGCGCUAUGACGGAAAAACGUAUUGGCGAAGCUGGUGUAGCACUGAUUGUACAGGGCGCUGUGGGUGAUUACUUUUACGUUAUAGAGAAGGGUGAAUUUGAUGUUUACAAACGCAAAGAACCAAACGUCUCGACAGAAGAAGUACUGGCUUCGGGUUACGGGGAUCAUGUUGCUACGAUGUUUCCAGGGGAAUAUUUUGGCGAACUUGCAUUAAUGUACAACGCUCCUCGGGCAGCAACUGUUGUGUCCAAGACUCCUGAUUGUGUUUUCUAUGCCUUGGACCGAGCAAGUUUCCAUCGUAUUGUGUUGCAAAAUGCUUUUCACCAACGCCGUAUGUAUGAAAGUUUGCUUGAGGAAGUUCCUAUUUUGUCAAGUCUGGACAAGUAUCAACGCCAAAAAAUAGCAGAUGCCCUUCAAACAGUUGUUUUUCAGGCUGGAGAGGAAGUAAUUCGCCAAGGGGAUAUUGGGAACGAGUUUUAUUUGAUUGAAGAUGGUGAAGCAGAGGUGAUUAAAAAAGACAAAGGCACGGUAGUGACAUUGACAAAGGGUGAUUAUUUUGGCGAGUUAGCUUUAAUUCACGAAACACAGAGAACCGCAACGGUGCGUGCCAAAUCUCGUUUAAAGUUGGCAACCUUUGACAAGCCUACCUUCAACCGACUUUUGGGCAAUGCCAUUGACUUGAUGCGCCAACAACCAAGAGCAGAGUUGGACUCUAAACAAGAAAGUCAACGGCAGUUAGAAUCCCAUCACGGAACAAGUGAAGCUUGA